This is a messenger RNA of Hermetia illucens (black soldier fly), 2516 nucleotides long. RefSeq lists its product as uncharacterized. Lineage: Eukaryota; Metazoa; Arthropoda; Insecta; Diptera; Stratiomyidae. The transcript has 5 exons. The coding region runs from base 176 to 1222 and encodes 348 amino acids. The record is from RefSeq and is a predicted model, not a curated record.
UUCAACACAGGUGGCAAUACCGUCGGGUACUAAUUGGAAUUGGAAUCCAUGAAAUCAGAACACGGAUACAUUCACGUCCUUUACUGUUUCACUGCUGGGAGCGCGCGGUUGCUAGGGUUUUGUUCCGGCUUCCAAAUUUUAAGUUGAAUCUUUUUUGGUUUCCAAAUUCGCAAGUAUGUCUUUCUUCAAUAUGGACGAUAUCGAGCUUGAGAACAACAUCCACGUGAAGGAACUAGAGCUCCUGCGUUUGAUAGAGGAUGACGGCAACAGAUAUUACUCCCUAGGACGGGGGCCCCAGGAUGAAUAUCGUUAUAAUCCUGUUGGCAAUUGGCAGCUAAAGAUGCUGCCAGGGCUCCCUGCGGUUACAUGUGACGCCGUCCCUCGGCCAUGCAUCUAUCCUACCUCAUAUCCUUCCUGGAAUGUAGUUGAGACUUUGGGCCCGACUAAAAUUUUGCCCAACUAUCCGGAAACAAAAGUCGACCCUAAGGUAAAGGGCGGUUGGGUAUAUGUAAGUGACAAAGUCAGGGUUGAACGUAGAAAACAAGUAGUCGAUUAUCCAGCGCACUUGUCGAAGGAAACGUUUUCGAAUAUGAAGAAAUCGAAGAAUUUCAAAAAGAAGGUAAUUUAUUCGCCGAAAAACGCUCGCCCUAGUGCAAUAGAUUACAAAGACGUCGUCGUCAACUUGAAAGAAAUUGGAUUGGGGCGACACAGGCACCCACCUAUUGAUGCUGAUCGUCUGAUAGUGAAGUUUCGUCGACUCUACAUUUACCUGACGUCUUUAUGCAAGGAAAGGACGAUCCUUGAAAGCAUAGUGUUCUCAAGAGAAAGAGAAGCAAAUCAAAAAUAUAUCCUUCCGGCAGAUGUCGGUGUUGCUGGCCAUGUCGACUAUGCAUUGCAGAGCUUGUCGGUUGAACUGAGAUUUGUGAAGACGAUUUUUCACAGUAUACAGGAGAAAUGUGACGACACCAGUUUGAUUAAACUGUGCAAGGAUCAUGUUGGCAACUUGCUCGCAGCUGUGAAGACGCUCAAUGUUUUCAAUGGACAGGAAAUGUUACUUAAUUUGAAGAAUUUGGAUACGGUUCAUAAAGUUGACAAUGUUUUGUCCGAUUUAAUCAUUCAUAUCAGAUAUAUGGGUAUUAUCUACGUAAUUACUGCGCAGAAAUUACUGGUUAAAGAAACAGCCGCUUAUGAAGGUCGUCGUAAAAUGUUUGUUGGACGUUAAGUAAAAUGGAGUGUUUACACAAAUCAAAUACUUUGUUUAUUUCCUUUGUCAAUUGGAUUAUAAAAUUUUCUAAUUUUUCGUUACAUCACAUGUGAUCGCAUUAUUUUUCUAAAAAAUAUUUUUAUUUUAACGCAACUUUUGAUUGUAGAUUUGUUGUUUACGUAACCGUAAGGUGUAUGUGUUCCCUUCUAUUGUUGAGGUUUCUUUUAAAAAAAUAUUUUGAUUUUAAUUAACUUAAAUUUGUUGCAUAUGUUUUAAUUGUAUCUGUUAAUUUAUGAUAACUAUUUUAUUCUAUUCGAUUUUAUUCACUGCAUUAAUUAGAAGUGUAUUUAAUUUUCGUGUUUCUCAAUUCUGGGUUUUAAUAUUUAUAUAUUUGUCAUGUCGUUUUAAUAAGUUAUUUAUCUUUCUGUAAUUUAUCUCUUUUCGGCUCUGUUUAAAUGUUUUACAUGAAAUAAUCUUUUGUGUUCUUCCAUUUAAAAAAAUGACUCAAGAGUUCGAUGGAAUUUAUUAUUAAUAAUAAAUAUUAAUUUGUGGCCGAUAUAUAGUGGCCCGUGGUAAUUCGGUACGUAUUAUAAUUUCUUAUGCUGAAAAAAAGAAUAUAAAUGAAAAAAAAAUGUAAAAGGAACAAAAGAAGAUUGCAAAAAAAGACAAGAAAUUGUGUACCUUGAGUACCACAGAACUUAUAAAUAUCUUUAUUUAAAUAUUUUGUCCGAGAAAUGAAGUUAAUUUCUCGAUGAGGAGGGAAUCUUGAUCUAUUCAAGUAUUUCUUCUUUCUAGUUUCGAGUGUUAUUUGGGAGUUUUAGCUUUAUCUCAAGAUGAAGUUCAACUGUACAAUUAUUUUUGUAAGUAUUUUUUGCAUUGGAUAUCAGCCUUCUGAUCAUAAUGGCUUGAUUUCGUUUCCAUGAUGUAUACAUUUAAUUCAGAUUUUUAUUUGGGACCAAUCGAAGUAAAGAAUCGUAGUGAAUUAUAAAAUGAUUGGGCGAGAAUAUAUUAAAUUAGUAGUAGCUUUGUUCUUGCCAUAAACAUAUAUCCUAUUCAUUGAUAUUUAUAUAAAAGUUUGGAUUGUCGCUUUCAAAGUACCGCCUCGUAUAUUUUUCAUAAAUUUCAUUCGAGUUUUUGUUCUCGUCUGCACUCUUUAUGAGUAAUGUUUUAAGGACGGAGUGGAUUUUAUUCGAUAAGCCUUUACUGAUUCCGUUUGUUAAUAUAUCUUUAAACAAAAAUUUGAAAUUCCAAUGAAAAUUAACAAAAAAAAAAAAAAUAAAAAUUGAAAACAAAAAAAAGUAGUUGCCACAAA